AACUUUUGGAGUAGAAAGGCUAAUAAUAAAAUGCACAUUUUUGUGACCAAUAAUAAAUUAAAUGGCUGAAGAUAUAAACAAAAUAAUAUUAAAUACGCAAAAUGCACAAAUAUUAAAGGAAUAAUAUCAGGUAGCUUCUACUCCAACAGCUUUCUUAUUCUAUUUUAGGGGACGGCUUAACGGCAGUACAGCAAAUUUCAAUAAUAAUAAUAAUAAUAAUAAUAUUAAUAAUAACUCCUAAAAAUGAAUAAAUAAAUAAAAAUAAAAAAACAGCGAAAUAAAGCUUCACAGCCGAAAUUGAUUUAGUGACGAUUUGGUUCCCCGCGAAAAGUUUGUUUAGGGAAUUGAGCUUCGUAGGGGAAUUAGAUUUAGUGGCCGUUGGGUUCGCCACGAAAAGUUUGUCUGUGUAUGUUUAGUCUUCUGUUUUUAACUUUUACUUACUUGUGUCUGAUUUGUGAUUAUCUGAUUUUUAGAGUCUUUUUCCCAUCUCUUCCUCCCGCUUCUUCCUGGCAUUUGAAGUUUAUAGAGAGAGAGAGAGAGAAAGAGAGAGAGCCACAGACCCAUCACUCAGCAUUGGUUCAUCAUGGAGAAAGACAGCAAAGCUGAGCUUGAAAGUUUUCUCGAAAGUCUUCCUCCUGUGCAGUUCUGCUGUGUCUAUGGCUCAGCUCUACAUCCAAACAAUCGUGACAAGUCCAAAAUGGUCGACUUCAUUCUUGCUGUUCCAGAUCCCCUGAAUUGGCAUUCUGAGAAUAUAAAAUUGAACGAAGCUCAUUAUGCCAGCGGGAUGGUGUAUGGUGGAGCAAGACUGAUUACUGGAGUUGCUGACAACAUUGGUAUAGGAGUGCACUUCAACCCUUAUGUUAAUUGGAAUUGCAAGAUGUUGAAGUAUGGAGUUGUUCGCAUGCAUGACUUGGUUCAGGACAUACGUAACUGGGAGAGAUUCUACUUGAGUGGUCGAUUACAAAAACCAGUUCAUUUACUGGUUGAUGAUUUGGACAUUGAAAAUGUUAACAUGGUUAAUUUGAGGGCAGCAGUUUCUGCUGCUCUUCUCCUACUGCCAUUGAAGUUCUCUGAGGAAGAUCUUUAUGCCAAAAUAUGCAGCCUCUCAUAUAUGGGUGACUUGCGCAUGCUUUUUGCAGAGGACAGAUAUAAGGUGAAGAAGAUUGUACAAGGACAGUUUGAUUUAUUCCAGUUGAUGUAUAAGCCAUUUGUUGAAGAGUACGAGGCUAAAGAGGUAUUGAGAUGCUCAUCAUCUGGAACUCACCAAGCAAGCAUAUCUCAGGACUAUGGUUUAUCAGCUGCUCAUGCUAUUGUAUCUUCUCUCCCUCCAGCGAUCAGAAGGCAAAUGGGGCUUAAGCUGGGAGAGAGGAAAUGUCUGACUGAAUCUGGUCAAGUUGUACUUGAACCAGUGAUUGGCUCAAGAGAAGAGGCUGCAAAAUGCAUGCAGAAGAUUCUGAGACGAAAAGUAAUGUUUUCAAGUGCAAGACAGGCUAUCUCUGGUCUUCUGUCUGUUGGCGGUGCCAAUGCCAUGAGAUAUCUGGGUAAUAAAAUCCGCAAAGCUUGGAAAUCCUGGAGAUGAUAUAUAUUCAAUUUGUGUCUAAAAAUACUAGUUCAGACAUGCCGGAUACUUCAACAGGAUAAAAUAUAUCAAUGCAAGGUGCUUUCACACUUCCUAAAGGCUCCUUACAAACUUAGAAUUAGCUGAUCGAUUAGUUUUCAUUAUUUGGUUUUUUCCUCAAUUUUUUUUAGCUUUUAUUUAUUUAUAUUUUUUUUGGUACGGUAAACUAUUUAGAUAUUUUUUUCUUUAGCUGGGAAGGAUUAUGUUAGGAUGGAAAAAUAGGAUUCAUGUGUUGAAAAUGAAUAUCUUUAAACCAUAUAUUUUAUAGAGCAAUGCUAGGUUCCAAAUGUUGGAAGGUGUAUGUAACCAGUGCCUUUUUUGUUCUAAAUUUAAAAUGUGAAACAAGUCAUACAUUUUCUCGUUUCA
Molecule: messenger RNA, 1984 nt
Organism: Ziziphus jujuba (common jujube)
Lineage: Eukaryota; Viridiplantae; Streptophyta; Magnoliopsida; Rosales; Rhamnaceae
Exons: 11
Coding region: 584-1579 (331 amino acids)
Biological process (GO): cardiolipin biosynthetic process; CDP-diacylglycerol biosynthetic process
Cellular component (GO): mitochondrion
Molecular function (GO): phosphatidate cytidylyltransferase activity
Source: RefSeq, a predicted model, not a curated record